AUGUCCAACCCCAUGUUUGGCCCAGACUACCUUAGCGCCGAAGAAGAGCGCUUGGUCGAGGACCUAACCCAGCAGUCAAUACGGACCUACAUCGACUCACAAGCUGUACCUGUCGCGGAGGCCACAUCCUUUGAUUCAUCCGUCCUCACUGAUCUGGGUUGGGAUACUAGCUCCAUCAUUGGCGAUAAUGCUGGGAGUGUGCCUAGCAAUGCCUACGAAGCAUUAUAUCCUCUCGAGCCAACACAACCUUCCGAAUCAUCACAACCUCUGGAGCAAACACAACCCCUAGAACCAUCACAACCCCUCAAUCAGAAUACCCUACCCACCCCUCAGGCUCAAUCACAGACUCACAUACCCGCACGCACCCCAGCUGCCAGCCUCCAUCGCAUGUCAAUGGCCCGGGUGCACACGGACAUUCGGGAGAAAUGCCGACCUGUACCGACAUCAGCAGACAAUUCACCUCUUUCCCAAGAGUGUCGUGUGUGA
Messenger RNA from Aspergillus ibericus CBS 121593, 486 nucleotides. RefSeq lists its product as uncharacterized. The transcript has 2 exons. The record is from RefSeq and is a predicted model, not a curated record. Lineage: Eukaryota; Fungi; Ascomycota; Eurotiomycetes; Eurotiales; Aspergillaceae. Bases 1 to 486 code for a protein of 161 amino acids.